Xylona heveae TC161 is the source of this 1146-nucleotide messenger RNA. Its product is annotated as nicotinamide N-methyltransferas-like protein Nnt1. Lineage: Eukaryota; Fungi; Ascomycota; Xylonomycetes; Xylonales; Xylonaceae. Gene Ontology annotation, molecular function: protein-lysine N-methyltransferase activity. The coding region runs from base 249 to 1070 and encodes 273 amino acids. The record is from RefSeq and is a predicted model, not a curated record. Gene Ontology annotation, biological process: peptidyl-lysine dimethylation. The transcript is spliced from 5 exons.
AGAAAGAUCCAAAAUUUCCUCCUGAUUCGGCCGUUCCAGCUGAAACCGACAGGAGUGUCCAUCCGAAGCAGACUUUUUAUGUCCGUGCUUGACCCUGCUGCGCCUCCAUAGGUUUUUCUGCGAGCAUUCUCAGAUUUGUUUCGAGAAGCUCCGAUCAAAUACGCUCCACUCUGAGACAGGUUGAUCUAAAACACAAAAGGCUCAAGUCCACGUCAAGGGCCGGUCCCACUUUCAACGGUCACUGUCACAUGACCGCUCAUGCAAUGUCCAUCUCGAUGAACUCCGACCAUGAUGAGGAUUCCCUGACGGAUGAUUUCUGCCUGUUUGAGGAACCAGAGGGCUAUUUCCAAGCAGAGAAGCCCCCCACGUCAGCCACCCACGAACUGUUGUCUGGUGAAACAGUUACCGUGCGGUUGGUAGGACACAACCCUUUAUGGGGUCACCUAUUAUGGAAUGCAGGACGCGUGAUUUCGAAUUACCUGGAGGAGCGGUCCGAGACUCUUAUCCGGGGUCGGGAUAUCCUUGAGUUGGGGGCAGGGGCGGGUCUUCCAAGUCUCGUAUGCGCCAAGAGAGACGCUCGUUCGGUUGUUGUGACCGACUAUCCUGAUCCGGACUUAAUCGAGAAUUUGAGGCACAACAUCUCUCAUUGCAAUUUGCCAGCAGGAGUUGAUAAUAUCCAUGCCGAGGGUUAUUUGUGGGGAGCUUCAGCAGAGACGGUUAGAAGCUAUUUACGAGAUCCGGCAACGGGUUUUGAUAUAUUAAUAUUGGCUGACCUGCUCUUCAACCAUUCCGAACAUUCAAAACUCAUUGCCAGCAUCGAGCAAUGUCUUAGAAAAUCAAGAACUGCACAAGCACUGGUCUUCUUCACGCCAUAUCGGCCGUGGCUUCUCGAAAAGGAUCUAGCGUUCUUUGACCUGGCCAGGUCCGCCGGCUUCAAGGUGGAGAAAAUCUUAGAAAAGGUGAUGGAUAAGGUUCUAUUUGAAAAGGACCCAGGUGAUGAGCUACUUCGACGUACAGUCUACGGUUACGAGGUCCGGUGGGGUGACGGCAAAAAUCCAGAAAAGCAAUAGCGUCCAGCGAAGGCAGGAACUGUUUUAUUGGCCAUGACCGUUAAUCAUCUAUAGCAUAAUGCUACUAUAUCACAAU